This is a messenger RNA of Notolabrus celidotus (New Zealand spotty), 2017 nucleotides long. RefSeq names its product septin 5b (gene septin5b). Gene Ontology annotation, molecular function: molecular adaptor activity; GTP binding; GTPase activity. Gene Ontology annotation, cellular component: cell division site; synaptic vesicle; septin complex. The annotation marks the transcript as partial. The record is from RefSeq and is a predicted model, not a curated record. Gene Ontology annotation, biological process: regulation of exocytosis; cytoskeleton-dependent cytokinesis. Lineage: Eukaryota; Metazoa; Chordata; Actinopteri; Labriformes; Labridae. The transcript is spliced from 9 exons.
UCAGGUGAGUCCGGUCUGGGAAAGUCCACCCUGGUGAACAGCCUCUUCCUCACCGACCUGCACAAAGACAGGAAGCUGCUCAAUGCAGAGGAGCGGAUCAGUCAGACGGUGGAGAUCACCAAGCACACGGUGGACAUCGAGGAGAAGGGCGUGAAGCUGAAACUCACCAUCCUGGACACUCCGGGGUUCGGGGACGCCGUCAACAACACGGAGUGCUGGAGAGCGAUCACAGACUACAUCAACCAGCAGUUUGAACAAUACUUCAGAGACGAGAGCGGACUCAACAGAAAGAACAUCCAGGACAACCGAGUGCACUGCUGCCUCUACUUCAUCCCUCCGUUUGGACACGGGCUGCGUCCGGUCGACAUCGCCUUCAUGAAGGUGCUGCAGGACAAAGUGAACGUGGUUCCUCUCAUCUCCAAAGCCGACUGUCUCACUCCGACGGAGAUCAAGAAGCUCAAAGAGCGGCUGAGGGAGGAGGUCGAUAAAUACGGGAUAAAGGUCUACCAGUUCCCUGACUGCGACUCUGAUGAGGAUGAGGAGUUCAAGCGUCAGGAUAAAGAGCUGAAGGAGAGCACCCCGUUCGCGGUGAUCGGCAGCAACACGGUGGUGGAGGCCCGAGGUCAGAGAGUGAGAGGGAGGCUGUACCCGUGGGGGAUAGUGGAGGUGGAGAACCCGUCACACUGCGACUUCGUGAAGCUGAGGACCAUGCUGAUACGAACACACAUGCACGACCUGAAGGACAUCACCAGCGACUGUCACUACGAGAACUACAGAGCCCAGUGCAUCCAGAACAUGACCAGUAAGAUGAACGCUGAUAAGCGAGUGGAGAGUCCCAUCCCCAUCCUGCCGCUGCCGUCCACGCCGGACGUGGAGACGGAGAAACUCAUCAAGAUGAAAGAUGACGAACUGAGGAGGAUGCAGCAGAUGCUCCAGAAGAUGCAGCAGCAGAUGCAUGAGCAGGACCUGUGACCUGUGACGCCAUGAAAUCUGAGCCUUUAGGUGUUAAACCAGGACAAAAUCCAACACAACACCGGCAUAAUCCUUUAAAACACCCAUCUCUCUUCAGGGGAUGAGAGGAGGAGUAUUUACCCCAUUCUGAAUAUCUCACUCACAGAGUAAUACGUAGAUGAAUGACAGCAUGCUGGAGGAUGUAUCCGACCACAUUUCGAUGUUUCUGACACUCCUUUUUUUUUUACAGUCUUUAGCCAAGUGAGUUGUAGUUAGGCGAUAGGAAGUAGUUGCACUUUGUUACCUUUAAGACACUGUAGACUUGAAACACUGAAUGAGACUAAUGCACCUUAGCCUCGACUUGUGGAGUAGUUGAUGCACUGAGUGUGUGAGCACCUGUUGUAUGUGAGGAGCUGAAAAAGAUGCUGAUGGUUUGAAAAGGAGAAACAGUCUGUAUGGAGAGGAACAGCAGGAGGAGGAACACAUCCCAGCUCCCAAGGUUGAUAAUCUUUCUCUCUAUAAACAGAUAUCUGCAUGAAGAGCAGCUAACAACCUAACAUUUACACUGAGACACUAAUCUGCUUGAUGCUGUGUCACUAAAGACAAUCAGCAUUCAGAUUUCCUGACUUCCCUGAACGCAGCAUCAGAAAUGAUGGAUCCCACCUCCAUUCAACAAACAAACAUUGUAGACGUAGUUUUCUUCUCCUCUUGAGGACAGACCUGACAAAGCUUUUUACUUUCAGCUACAACUAACCUGUAAUUACAGAUUCUGAUUCAGAGACAUGUUGGAUCUGGAUCUCAGGGUCUGGGUUUUUAGUCUGAGAAGGGUUCUGGUCUCUGUCUGUAGUCUGAGGAGUAUCCACCAAUCAGGUGUCAGCAGGAGAAACAGUCUGUAUGGAGAGCAACAGCAGGUGUUCUAGAAUUCUGUCUUUGAUGAGGAAAGGAGAGGAGGAAAGAGGAAAGGAGAGGAGGAAGGAAAAAAGGAGAGGAAAUGAGAAAGAAGGAUGAAAAUUUAGGAAAGAGGAGAAGAUGUGAGAAAAACAAAGAGAAGGACAAGAUAUAAGAC